CCUCUGUAAACAGAAGAAUGUGUGUCAGUCCAGAUGUUUACUCGUGUUUGGGGCCAUCGGUCUUGUUGAGAAGUAGUUGGCAGUUGACCCUUAUAGCAGGUGUAGUGUAUGUAUAGAAGCUGUCAAUUGCUAUACACUGGGAUAAGCCAAGCUGCAUACCCAACAAUUUUCACGAUGGAGUCCCGUAAGCAGCCAUUGGUCAUUGCCAUGGUGAUGGUGUUUUGCCUGAUGACUACUUCCGGUCAGCGUUGCUAUAGCACUGAACUGAAUCCUUACCGUUAUUUCGCUGCCAAGACACGUUACGAUGACAGCAUCAAAGAGGCGGAACCUACAUCGAAUGUACAAGACUGUAACGUGGAGAGUAAAGCCAAAGCAGCGACGACAGUGUGACAGCUGACGACUGGUCACAUGGGGGUAUUCUAACCAACCUCGGUUGUUCUACCUUCUGAUCCGACAUGGGUCCAGAUUUCCUUCCGCAACAGAUUACAACAACAUGGUCAAGUACCUGUCAGAAUUACAAGGGCGGAUUAAAAACAGCAGCGACUCAGGCAACUCCUCGUUGUGCCCAGAAGACUUGUCGAACCUGUUGUCAUGGAAACAGAGGAUACGACAAGAGGAUGUAGACGAUCUGGCUCAGUUUGGAGUCCGUGAAAUGAAGGAGAUCGCCCGGAAGUACCAGAAUCUAUUCCCUGAUCUUCUGAAGGCACCAUACGAUAAGGACAAGUUUCUUUUCCAGUCUAGCUACAUGGAGAGAAAUAUUUUAAGUGCUAAAGCUUUUGCAAAUGGUUUAUUUGGAAACGAAGAAGUUGAAGUUUCCCAUAACCCUAAAGGUCAAGAUUCCUUACUCCAGUUUUACAAAAAUUGCCACAAAGCUUCUCAGACACGAAAGAAUCCAAUGCCAGAGAGGACAAAGUUUAUCCAAGGUCACAUAAACCAGGUUACCAUUCCCGCCAUAGAAACCUUUCUGGGAUUUGCCAAAGGAAGUUUGACCUUCGAUCACAUCGACGCCAUGUAUAAGAUGUGUGUAUUUGAUCACGUGGUGUAUGACGACUCCCCCUGGUGUGCUGUGUUUUCCCGCCAGAAUUUGGUUACCAUGGAGUACCUGGAAGAUCUCCGGAACUAUUACCUCGAGGGUCCUGCGUAUCAAAUCAAUACUGACCAAUCGUGUGACUUACUGAAAGAUGUUGCCAAGUACCUCAGAAUGCCGUCAAAGGAAUCACCAGGUAACUAUCCUGCGGGCGUGUUCAGAUUUACACACAGUCCUGUGAUAAAUUCCUUCCUGGCUCAGCUUGGAGUAUUCGAUGGCCAGGAUGCUUUGCGGAGCAGCAAUAUGGCGGAACAAGAUCAGCGGAAGUGGCGGCUGUCAUUAAAGGAUCCUUACUCUGCGCAUGUCGCUCUUGUCGUCAACGAGCGGACAGACUCAAAAUUCGAGUUGCUCACCUUCAUCAACGAGAGGCUGUCUUCCAGCCAUGACUGGGAUACCGUGAUGAGCACUGUGGGUGAAACAGCUGACAGUUGUGAUUUUAACGCUGUUUGUGAAAACAGUGGCGUAAAUAUCAGUCGCGUUAACUACCUCGUCAUAUUUGCGAUCAUUCUUGGCUGUGUCAUUUGAAUCAGUAAUUGGUAUGUGUAAAAUUACAGGUUACUGUGGCCUGUUGAAUAGUGUGAUAGGCUAAACCUUGUAUAUCUUCGAUGUUUGUGAGUGGUGGGUGGUAUAGAACCCUUCAUUAUUCAUCUUGAAUGGAUUGAUGUUUGUUCGUAAGGAGCCUUUUUCAGCCUGUAUUUUUCGUCAUGAAAUUUCAGAACAACCGUUUAAGGAGGUAUAGUAUGAAAUUAUAUUCUUAGAUUAGCCUGGUAGUAUAAUCCUGUGUAUAAUCAUGGGCUAUCGGCUGUAUUUUCCCAACUGAACUACAUCUCCCAACCCGAGCUCCACUGAUUUCCCGACCCGAGCUCCACUGAUUUCCCAACCCGAGCUCCACUGAUUUCUCAACCCGAGCUAUACUGAUUUCCCAACCCGAACUCCACUGAUUUCCCAACUCAAGCUGCAUUUCCCUACUAACCUAGAUUUCCCAAUCCUGAAGAUGAGUUAUUAACUCGAGUAAUAUCAAAUAAACGGAACAAACCGGAAUAUAUGCCAGGAAGGUAUGUUCACAAAGUCACAUCUUUGCUUCAUUAUAAUAGAUUCAUUUUUUUCUGAGCUUGUACAAGUAAAUGUAAGCUGUUAACAGUCGACAUGUGUAUUGGCCUUCCUUACUGCAAGACUGGACAGGGAUUUUUUCUGAAUUCAACUGAUUUCGCUGUUUCAAUAACUUCCGCCAGACGCUUUGAAGCCAAACGUUAUUUCAUUUGCGAGAAAAUGCCGACUGCCAUCAAUUAAGAGUUGGCUGAAGAUACCGGAAGUCAUUUUAGGCCUCCCAGUUUAGACCUCACCAACUCUAAAAUGUACACUUUCCCGCCAUAUUCUUAUCAAUUUCAAACAUACCUUGAAAAUCGUUUUCAAGAAGAGAGCGAACAAAACUGUUUGUAGGUCACGUAGUUAAUGUCAACUUUGUCCACAAGGGGGAAAAGACUAGCGGAAAACAUCAUAUAAAUUACUGUGGCGUAAUUUCGCGCCAGUGCAAUGAAACGAAAAUAAACUGUAAAUCCAACUGUUGACAGAAAAGUUCUUUUAUUUUUUUUUUUUAAAUUUAACGACGAGACUCAUACAUAAUUAUUUUCACAGUUCUUAGGAAACAAAACUGAUGUUUAGGGCCGUGGCUCAUAAGGUCGUCAUGCUGAUAGCUUUGAACUUGGGAAAACAGCUAGCAGCCAUUGUUUCGUAUCAACUGGUGUGUUCUCUCAUAAACGAUUGUUACGGAAGUUAAAACAGAUGGAUUAAUUAUUUUUAAACAAUGGACUUUACAUUUAAAGAACUAGAUAUCAAUUUUUUUUACAGAUAAGGCAUGACGCCCUUCGUAGUUACGAGAAAAUGCUGAAUUUCAUUAUGUAUAGACAUAAAUAAUGAAUGAACA
Molecule: messenger RNA, 3011 nt
Organism: Liolophura sinensis
Lineage: Eukaryota; Metazoa; Mollusca; Polyplacophora; Chitonida; Chitonidae
Product: multiple inositol polyphosphate phosphatase 1-like
Exons: 10
Coding region: 494-1612 (372 amino acids)
Molecular function (GO): acid phosphatase activity; inositol phosphate phosphatase activity
Source: RefSeq, a predicted model, not a curated record